GUUAAUUAACCACUCAGUGUCUGUCUGCCUGUCUGGCGGCUGUCUGAAGAAUUCUGCUACACCAUGGACGAUAUUUUCACUUUGGUCAAAGAAGGUAAUUCGAUCCAAGUUCGAAUUUGGCUUGAUAACACAGCUAACGAUCUAAAUCAAGGAGAUGACCAUCGAUUUAGUCUUUUGCAUUGGGCUGCAAAGGAGGGCCGCCUCAAUAUUGUGGAUAUGCUGAUUGCACGAGGAGCACGUAUCAAUGCCACAAACAUGGGUGAUGAUACUGCUCUACAUCUUGCUUGUAGUCAUGGGCAAAAAGAAAUUGCUAUGAGGUUGAUGCAAAACAAAGCCAAUAUAAAUGCAAUUAAUGAACACGGAAACACACCUCUACACUAUGCUUGUUUUUGGAACUAUGGUGAUAUAUCACAGGAUCUUCUUAAUAUGGGAGCCCAGUUAGGCAUUGCAAAUAUCUUUGAUGAAACACCUUUGGAUAAAGCAAGACCAGCUCUCAGACAAGUUUUAAAAGACCGUGCUGUUGAAUUAGCUCGAGAUCUAAAGAAGAUUCCUUUCAAAGAUCGAAGUUGGCUUGGUAGUAAAACCCGCAGUCGAGAUGCUACAUUAUCCAGAUACACUGGUAUUAAGUGUUCGCAACUGAAGCUUGCACAUGUACUUGCCAACACCCAUUCAGGACGUACAUUGCAAGGUGUUUGGCAGGGGAGUGAAAUUGUGGCCAAAGAAUUAAAACUGAGAGAGUGUACUUUAAGAAUGUCUCGUGAUUUUCAAGAAGAAUUUCCUCGAUUAAGGAUAUUCAACCAUGCCAAUAUUCUACCUGUUUUGGCCUGUUGUAAUGAACGUCCUAACUUGGUCGUUAUUAGUCAGUAUAUGGUCCAUGGAUCACUCUAUAAUGUCCUUCAUGGAGAAACAGAUAUUGUUGUUGAUCAAAACCAAGCAUUGAGAUUUGCUCUGGAUAUUGCAAGAGGUAUGGAAUUUCUUCACUCCAUGGAACCCAUGAUACCAAAUAUUGCUCUUAACAGCAAACACGUCAUGAUUGACGAAGACCUGGCUAAGAUAAAUAUCGAUGAUCCUAAGUAUUCUGCUCGGGAUGUCGCAAUCAAUGGGAUAGACGAAGAUCUUACAGCAAGAAUUAAUAUGGCAGAUUACCGUUUCUCAUUCCAUGAGAAGGGGAAGAUUUACUCACCAGCAUGGAUGGCGCCAGAAGCUCUGCAGAAAAAACCUGAAGAGAUGAAUGUAAAGGCUGCAGACAUGUGGAGUUACGCUAUUCUGUUGUGGGAAAUGGAAACAAGAGAGGUGCCAUUUGCAGACCUUUCGCCAAUGGAAAUUGGAAUGAAGAUUACUCUGGAAGAUUUAAGAAUCAAAAUUCCACCAGGAAUAUCUUCACACAUGAGUACACUCUUGAAGAUCUGCAUGAACGAAGAACCAGGCCGCCGCCCUAAGUUUGACAUGAUUAUUCCUAUCUUGGAAAAGAUGCGACAUUCUAGUUAGACAACAAACACUUCGUCAUAUAUUUUAGAAAAUUAUUAUUCUGAUAGGGAAACAUUAAUUUUUCUGAAGUUAUUAUUAUUAUUAUUAUUAUUAUUAUUAUUAUUAUUUAAAUUAAAUAUUUUCAUACAUGAAUUGAGUACUAUAUAUAUAUAUAAAACUAAAAUGAAUUAUCUAUACACUUUAUGUUUUAUCUACACCCUUACAUGAAUUGUCUACACCCUUAUAUAUUAUAUUACUGCUUUUGAGAAAAUAUUUACAACCAGAAAGAGAUUUUAUAGAGAUAUGUUGAUAUCGAUGUAUAUAAACUGAUACUAAACAAAUGUUGCUAAUUACAACAUAGUUGCUAAUUACAGCACAACAGGACUAAAUUUUACUAAUUCUAUAAUUGUGAUUGAUUGCAAUCCAUAUAUUAAUUAAUUAUUCUGGUUUUUUAAUUAUUAUUUUAAAGUCUUAUAAAUCUUAUAUUUAAACUUAAAAAAAAUUUUAAUAUUAUAAAAAAAAUUGUUAAAUACAAUUGUUAAAAAUGUCAUCAAAUUAUAAAAGAAUUACUGACACAUUUAAACUUAAAUUUUAAAUAUGAUUAGUUUUACCUUUAGAAAUGUUAGUGCUGCUUCUUUUAAUUCAGUUGGAAAGGUUUGUUUUUUAAAUUCACACACACAUUCAUUUUAUUUGAUGGCUUAUAAUCUGGCAAGAAAACCUCAACUUCAAUUACAUGAAGAAAUUCAAAUACAUCUUGUUUUCUUUCAUUUGUACACUCAGAAACACAUGCACACUUACAUUUUACACAAGCUUCCCGAAAAUUACUUAUUUUAAUCUGGAACCUUCCUUCCACUAUGUUCCAAAUUGGUAAUUCAUUCUUAAUCUGAAACACUCUGGAAAAUGAUUCAAAUCGGUAUGAAUACAACAUAAAUAAAGUAGUAAUUAAAAUUUUCUUCCCCUCUUAAUAUUACCUCAUUAUUUUCUUAGUUAAUUAAUAUCUCACCUUUCUUAAAGAAAAAAAUUCUAUUUAAAAAAGUAUUUUAAAUUUAACUAAAAGAAGAACAUAAAGCCUUUUUCAUCUGGAUUUCAUAAAUCUUUCCUUUGAAUCAUUUAUUUUUCAUUAAUUUUAAAUCUUAAGCAUGUUAUUUAAACCAAUUUAAAUUUCAAAGAAAGUGAAAAAAACUUUAAAAAGAGAAAAAAAGCAUUUAUUUAAUUAAUAGCCAUUUUAUUUUUCAUACUUUUUUUAGAUUUUUUUAAACUUGCUAUUGUUUCAUUAAUUUUAAUAAAGAUAUUUUUAUCAAAUGCAAGCUUUUAAAACUAUUUUUUAUUCUAAUUAUUUCCUUAAUAGUAGUUUUUAAUUGUUAUGAAAAUUAAACAAGUUUUUUUGUUUUUUUAACCCUAUUUAACCAUUUUCGAUAUCCAAUUAAGACCACCCUUGGUCUUUUAAUAUAAACAUACCUGAAACCGCCCAUAUUAAAGUCUCCAUUUUGAAAUCAAAAUCUUGUUAUUGAAAUAUAUCAGUAGGUAAAUGUUCAUAAUAUAAGAACCAUUUACAAAAUUUUAUUUCAAUAUUUAAAAAAAUUAGUUAAAUAUUUUACUAAACAGUUCCUUAAUGCUUUAUUAUUAUUUAAUUUUAUUUUUUAAAAUGUCUCAAAACACAUAGCACUGUAUUUUUAUUAGAAAUACUGAAAUAGAAGAAUUAAAGGUUACUUGCUCUGAUUAAUUAUUUUCUGCUGCUGUAACACUGGUACAGAGCUUAACCAAUUUCUAUUGUAGAUUUGAAAUUAAACAUUUGACAAGAUUUCCUAUCAAUAUUUUGUGCCUUAUUGCUACCAAAAUAUACUUUGGCUAGUACAUGUCUUGGAUUUAGACUUCAUGACAAUGCUUUUCAUUUAGUUAGUAGGUAAAAAAAAAUUUUUUAAACAAAAAAACAUAACAAUGGUGCCAAGUUACAUUUGGAAUAUAAUUUUACAAUUCAUUCUAAGACUGAGAUGUGGAACCUUAAAAAUAAGUCAUGAUCUCUUUUUAUACUUUUUUUUUUUUUUUUUGCUUAAUAAAUGAUCUGUCUAAGUGAUCAAAUUAGUCAGAAUGUGAUAACAACAAUGACAGCAACAAAAGGAUCAAGUUGAUAAAGUUUAGAAAAGUAGAAGAAAAUAUCUGCGUUCCAACUGAAACAUUUUGAGCAGUAACUUCAGGAUACAAUCUUUGUAAAUGUUCUCACUCGAAGAACAUUGGUCUUCCUUUAUUAUUCAUUUCCUAAGUAUUAAGAAUGGAUUGUAAUAAACUUGCUUAAUUCUGUGCAGGUUCCAGGGUCCAUGAUUGACAUUGUUAACCUAUAGCAGUGUUAGUAAUAUAGAUUUCAAUAUUUAUUUUAAGAAUACAGAUGAUUAUGAUGAUGCUGCUGCUGAUACUGAUGACAACAAAAAUAGGUUUUUUGUGGGGGUGGGGUGGCAGGGUCAGUUUCUUAUGAAAAUGCCAUUCUCUAAAAUCUUGUGAUAAUGACUAGUAAAGGAACCCCACUUGAUCUAGAAAUAGUGUAGUCUGCUUCAAAUCACACCUGACCAAUGUCUUUAAUAUUGAUCUGCUCAAUCAGGCUGUUAAAUAACUAAACACCUUGUAAAAAAAUCUAAAUUUGGAAAGAAAAGAAAAUAUUCUGAGCAAGCUCUCUUGUAUCUUAAAUGUUAAACUCAAUGCUGUGCUAAUUGCUUAGGAGUCCCCCCCCCCUUUUUUUUUAGAUUAAACUGUUUUACUUCACUUACAUUCAGUCACUAGUGCUCAUGGGAAAGGGAUGAAUGUCACAACACCUACUUAUCCCAUUCUAUUUACCUCUCUCUAAAACACAUUAGCCUUCAUUAUCUUAUUAUAAAUAAAAAUGGAUAUUUCUCAUUCCUGAAUUUAAUUUAACAAAAGAGGUCUUUAAAAGAUAAAAAAAUAACAAAAUUAAAUAUUAAAAAAAAUUCUCAGGUAUCCAGGUCUUAUUUUUUUGCUGAUUAAAAAAGACAAAACUAAAUGUAACUUAUUGCUGACUGUGUACUAAAUAAACAUUUUGUAUUUAA
This is a messenger RNA of Octopus sinensis (East Asian common octopus), 4523 nucleotides long. RefSeq names its product integrin-linked protein kinase. Gene Ontology annotation, molecular function: protein binding; protein kinase activity; ATP binding. Bases 64 to 1488 code for a protein of 474 amino acids. The record is from RefSeq and is a predicted model, not a curated record. Gene Ontology annotation, cellular component: stress fiber; focal adhesion. The transcript is spliced from 13 exons. Lineage: Eukaryota; Metazoa; Mollusca; Cephalopoda; Octopoda; Octopodidae. Gene Ontology annotation, biological process: cell-matrix adhesion; substrate adhesion-dependent cell spreading; integrin-mediated signaling pathway.